This is a messenger RNA of Moneuplotes crassus, 1016 nucleotides long. NCBI's taxonomy places the organism in Eukaryota, Ciliophora, Spirotrichea, Euplotida, Euplotidae. The record is from the annotation of a GenBank genome assembly.
AAUUCAGAAUGGAUUAUGAGUAGCCUACUUUCUUUUUGUCUCCAUGCAGGUGGAUCAAAUAGUGUGCAAAUUUAGCAAUCAUCAAAUUUGUGGCCAUACCACUCUUUACAAACUGAUUUGUGCUGUCCUAGUGGCACCUCUGUGCAUGCUGAAACACAUGAAGCACCUGGCUUAUGUAUCUGCUCUAAUGUUAGUGGCCAUGUUCUUUACAUUUGGAGUUAUCCUGUACGAAACAGGAGCUGUAGUGUUUUCGGAUCAGGCUCACUGGGAAGACAUUGAGAUGUUCAACUUUAUAAAUUAUCCAUUCUUUUUCGGAAUAUCGUUGCUAAACUUUGAGGGGAAUCCGACUUGAUUAAACGUGAGAUCUUCAAUGCAAGAUCCUGAUGGACCAGCACCUCUAUGAGGUCUCUCAAUGUGAAAUCAUUUGAAUAACUGAUUAACAAACAAAUGGGAUAGAUUCACCUUUGCCUACAACUUUAGUGCUGUCAUAGUGACUCUGUUUGGAGUAGCAGUUGGAAGUUUUGGGCUCAUUGCUUAUGGUCCUGAUGUGAGUGAUAUUAUUCUCCUAAGCUUACCAGCAUCAAGCUUAGCGACUUUAACGCGCACCCUCUACUGCUUAUGUUUGAUGGGGACAUUUCCAAUCCAGAUGUACAUGCCGAUAUAUAUAGUAGAGUCUUCUGGCUGGUACCAAAGACUCCCAAACACCAAAAAUUGAGACUUGAGGUACUACAUCGGCAGGCUUAUGUUGGUUUUAUUCUCAGUCACUCUUGCUAUCAUUAUUCCAAAAGUAGGUUUGUUCAUAAACUUUAAUGGAGCUUUUUGUGGGACAAUCUUGUGAGUCAUUGCCCCUGUAAUGAUAUACUCCAAAACCUUCAAAGACACUCUCACCCCCUUGCAGACCUCCCUCAACUACCUCCUGCUCCUCAUCGGUAUUCUCUUCGGUGGCACCAGCGCCAUUGCUUCCUUCAUCUCGCUCCUCAGUGCUAUCCUCAACCCUUAAAAAAUCUUCAAUUUUA